AUGAGUCGAACGGCAAAGGCGCUCUUUGCGGGCUCAGUCCUCUUUUGCGGGGCAUCGAUCUGGGGAGUACACAUGAUCCAGGUUCGUGAACGAGAAACGAUGUUUGCCGGCGUCAUUCGGGAUGAAGAACGACUGGCGGCGAAGCGAGCGCAGAAGGAGCGUCAACUCGAGUUCGAGGACCAGGCGAGGAAGCGGGCGUACCUCGAGCAAGUACAGAGCGUCUCGCAGGCGUCAGUACCACCGCCAGAUGUCAAGGGGGAAGUACCGAAGAGUGCGGACGGGCUCGACUUUGGCUGCAAGACGUGCGAGCGAUGA
Molecule: messenger RNA, 315 nt
Organism: Rhodotorula toruloides NP11
Lineage: Eukaryota; Fungi; Basidiomycota; Microbotryomycetes; Sporidiobolales; Sporidiobolaceae
Product: cytochrome c oxidase assembly protein
Exons: 2
Coding region: 1-315 (104 amino acids)
Biological process (GO): mitochondrial respiratory chain complex IV assembly
Cellular component (GO): mitochondrion
Source: RefSeq, a predicted model, not a curated record